Molecule: messenger RNA, 1794 nt
Organism: Zingiber officinale
Lineage: Eukaryota; Viridiplantae; Streptophyta; Magnoliopsida; Zingiberales; Zingiberaceae
Exons: 3
Coding region: 1-1794 (597 amino acids)
Source: RefSeq, a predicted model, not a curated record
AUGAAGUUUUUGGAGGAAGCAGAGAAGCCACUGUAUAAGGGAUGCAAACGUUACACAAAGUUGAGUGCACUUGUAAAACUAUACAAUACCAAAGCAAGGCAUGGGAUGAGUGAUGCUCUAUUUUCAGAUCUACUAGCAGAUUUUGGGGACAUGCUGCCAGAUAACCACAAUCUGCCAUCGUCAAUUUAUGAAGCAAAGAAGACGUUGAGUUGUUUGGCUUUGAGUCAUGAAAAGAUUCAUGCUUGUUCCAAUGAUUGCAUCCUUUAUAGGAAACAAUAUAAAGACUGCAUAAGCUGCCCGAAAUGUGGCUUAUCAAGAUGGAAGCUAACCAAGAAAAAUGAUGAGAAGAAAGGUGUUCCUGCCAAAGUGGUUUGGUAUUUCCCUCCCAUACCAAGAUUUAAGCGCAUGUUUAAAUCUUUAGAAACUUCCAGAAAUUUAACAUGGCAUGCAGAUAUCACAAGAGUUGUUGGUCAGUUACGCCAUCCAGUUGAUUCACCGUCAUGGAAAUUGGUGGAUCAUAUGUGGCCCGACUUUGGAAGUGAGGCAAGAAAUAUUCACCUGGCACUUGCAGCCGAUGGAAUUAAUCCUCACAUCAAUCUUAGGCCGAAACAGCCUGGAAACGAUAUCGACGUCUACCUUGAGGUUCUGGUUGAUGAUUUGCAGCUCUUGUGGGAAGGAGUUGAUGGAGUUUAUGAUGCUUAUCGAAGGGAGGUUUUCACUCUUAAAGCAGUUCUUUUAUGGACCAUCAACGACUUUCCUGCAUAUGGUAACUUUAGUGGAUGUACUACACAUGGUUAUUACGCAUGCCCAAUAUGUGGUGAGGAUACUUAUGCAAAGCACUUACAAAAUGGGAAGAAAAUGUCAUUUGCUGGGCAUAGACGAUUCCUACCACGAUUUCAUCCAUAUCGGAGGCAAAUAAAGGAGUUUAAUGGCAUGGAGGAACUUGGUGAAGCAGGUAGGCCAUUAUAUGGAAUUAAGUUGUUUGACAAGCUUUCAGACAUAACAUGUGAGUUUGGAAAGAAAACAAGUGGAAAAAUCAAGGACAAUGUGGCAGCUAGGUUGGACAUGGUUCAGAUGGGAAUUAGGCCUCAAUUGGCUCCUAAGAUUGGUGAGAAAAGAACAUAUCUACCUCCUGCAGCAUGCUCAUUCACAAAAAAUGAGAGAUUACAAGUAUGUAGGUCAUUAAUGGAUAUAAAAGUUCCGGAAGGUUUCUCAUCAAACAUGAAGAAUCUUGUCUGCAUGGAUGAGAUGAAGCUGAGUAGCUUGAAAUCACAUGAUUCUCAUGUUAUAAUGCAGCACUUCCUGCCAAUAGUCAUACGUAAUUCUCUGCCAAAAUAUGUUAGAUAUGCUGUCACAAGAUUAUGCUUCUUCUUCAAAGAUAUUUGUUGCAAGAUUAUCGAUGUAGCCAAGUUAGAUAAGCUGCAAUCUGACUUGAUCAUUACACUCUGCUUAUUGGAGCAGUAUUUCCUCCCUUCUUUCUUCGAUAUCAUGCUCCACUUAAUAGUUCAUCUUGUUCGUGAAGUCCAAUUAUGUGGACCAGUCUACUUCAGAUGGAUGUACCCAUUUGAAAGAUGCAUGAAGGUGUUGAAAAGUUACGUAGGCAGUCAAAAAUAUCCGGAAGGUCGCAUUGUUCGGAGAUAUGCAGCAGAAGAAGCAGUUGAAUUUUGUUCAGAAUAUCUCAAUGACCUUGAUCCUGUUGGGGUCCCUAAAUCACUACGUGACCCAAACGCAAGCAUUCCUGGAUUCUCAGCAAGCAAUUCAUCAAUCAUCGUCCAACAAAUUGAUCUCCAAUAA